Messenger RNA from Trematomus bernacchii (emerald rockcod), 4341 nucleotides. It is a transcript of the gene mansc1, whose product is annotated as MANSC domain containing 1. The transcript is spliced from 5 exons. The record is from RefSeq and is a predicted model, not a curated record. Bases 250 to 1740 code for a protein of 496 amino acids. NCBI's taxonomy places the organism in Eukaryota, Metazoa, Chordata, Actinopteri, Perciformes, Nototheniidae.
CACCGACUCAUCGGGCUGAUUCUAUCCGACGAAGGGGCGAUGGAUGCGGGGUCGAGCUAAUCCGUGUCCCCGGUGAAAAUACAGACACACCUGGAAACCCAUCAGAUAAGGAGCUGUAAAGCAGAUAAAGUGACGUCCCAGCAGGGGGUAAAGUCUGCGGACUGUGGACCUUCUGAUGGAGGACGCUGCUCACGUUCUCUAGUGUUUGUGGACUCUCUCUUUAAAACUGACCGUAGAUCAGCGGCCGCCAUGACGCCUCCUCCUUCUUCUUCCUCACCAACGCUGCUGCUGGUGGUGGUGACAUCACUGAUGACAUCACUGGUGACAUCACAGGCGCUAGACCCGGAGACGUGUUACUCGCGGCAGCAUCAGAGCGCCAUCGUGAACGUGAGGCAGGCUAUGACCAAUCCCAGCACAGCGAUGGACGCCCGGGCCGUGACCUCAGAGAGAGACUGCGUGCUCUCCUGCUGCUCUGAGGAGGUGAAGCCAGGAGCUAAAUGCAACAUGGCCGUGUUUAACGGCAACAAGCCGGCGGGAGAGGAUAACUGCUUCCUGUUUCACUGCGAGGUGGAGCAGGACUGUCCUCUGAUGAAGGCUCAGGACAACAUCAACACCUACGACAUCUACAAAGGUUUGAUUCAUCCAACCACGUUGAGAACCUCGACCACAACGACCACCACCACUGAACCAACCACCAUCACCAUCACCACUACACCAGCACCAACUACACCACCAACCACACAACCCACCACCACACAGAGUACAACAACAACAACAACAACAACAACAACAACAACAACAACGCAACCAACAACCACCACCACCACUUUGGCGCCAACAACACCACCAACGACCACCAUGACGACACCACCUCUUCCACCCUUCAUCAUCCUCGCCACCAUGGCUCCAGUUCCUCCAGAAAUAGCCACCACAACAACAACAACAACAACAACUUCUCCCACAACAACAACCACAACAACCGCCAUGAAAAAGCCAAAUAAACCCGGUAGAAAACCGAAUAAACCGCCCAAGAGAGUAAGGCCUCAUCCUGUGAACAACGCCCAUCCAAUGCAGAGCUCCAACACGCUACUUCCUGUUGUUAUUAGCAUCACAGAGGCUAUAGCAAGAACUACUGAAACUACAACUCCCACUACUACGACUACAACUCCCACUACUACGACUACAACUCCCACUACUACGACUACGACUCCCACUACUACGACUACGACUCCCACUACUACGACUACGACUCCCACUACUACCACUACAACUCCCACUACUACCACUACAACUCCUACUACUACGACUACAACUCCCACUACUACCACUACAACUCCUACGACUACAACUCCAACAACAACAACAACCAUUCCACCUACUUCAACUACUACAACUACUACACUUCCCACAACAACUACUUCCUGCAAUUCUUCUCCACCAAGUACCACAACAACAACCACCACCAUUUCUACAACAACAACAACUCCGCCCUCCUCCACACGUUCGUCUCCGCCAGCGAAUCUCGUAGUCGUCGCCCCAAAAGACGCCGUCCAAUCAGAUCGCGCCCUCCAGGACUCGGGGUCUCACGGGGCGUUGAGAAGCGGUGUUGUGGCGUUUAUGGUGCUGGGACUAGCCGUGGUAACGCUAGCUUUAGCGGUCGGCGGACGAAAGGCGAUGGAGUCGUUCGAUCGGCGACAUUACACGAGACUGGAGCUCAACGACCUGCACUACGAGGUGUGAGGGGUGUUUUUCAUUAAUGACGGGAGCUCGGAACGGACUAAAAGGCUUUAAAUGAUGGUUCAUGGGAGGAUGUUUUGAUUUUACGUUAGCUAAGACACGUUUGUUUGUUGAGAUCUACGAACGUAAUCUGGCUUCUACAUACGUUAGCUAACCAGCAUUUGUUAGCCUGGAUGUACGAACGACGGAAACUUGGAAAGUACUAAAGACUUUAAAUGAUUGUUCAUCUGAUGGUGUUUUGAUUUGACUUUAGCUAAGAAACGUUUGUUUGUUUGUUGAGAUCCAAGAACGUUAGCUAACAAACGUUCGUUAUCCGGCUUCUACAUACGUGAGCUCACCACCAUGUGUUAGCCUGGAUGUACGAACGGCGUACGACUCUGAAAGGACUAAAAUACUUUAAAUGAGCGUUCAUCUGAUGGUGUUUUUAUUUUACGUUGGCUAAGAAAAGUUUGUUUGUUGAAAUCCACAAACCUUAGCUAAUGAACGUUUGAUAUCUGGCACCAACGUUCGGAUGUACGGAUGACGUACGUACGAAAUGUGACGGGGACUCGGAAAAUACUUUAAAUGAUUGUUCAUCUGAUGGUCUUUUGAUUUUACAUUAGCUAAGAAACGUUUGUUGAGAUCUACGAACGUUAGCUAACAAACGUUCUUUAUCUGGCUUCUACAUACGUAAGCUAACCAACAUUUGUUAACUGGGAUUUACGAACGAUGAACGUACGAAAUGUGACAGGGACUCGAAAAGGACUAAAAGACUUUAAAUGAUUGUUCAUCUGAUGGUUCAGCACAAACUAACACAAUAAGAGAACGUGUGUUUAACUGAAGAGGCGUUACACUGAGAAUAAAACUCACUUCACGACGUUGAUUAGGGCUAACGUCAUACAUAAUGAUCAUUCAAAUGGGUGAGGUCCAAUCCUGAUUGGCCGAAGGCUGUGCAUUAUUUAAUAAUAACCAAACAGAAUGUCCUCAGUUCAUUCACAUUGCCCUAACAUAUUAUUACAAAAGACAUUACAUUUAGUCAGUGUGGUAUAAGAACGAUAAUGCGCUCUCAGCUGUACCGUUAUUACAGAUAAUGCACUCACAGCUGUACCGUUAUUACAGAUAAUGCCCUCACAGCUGUACCGUUAGUACAGAUAAUGCACUCGGUAAAAUGACCUUAUUGGAGUCACUAUUAUUUCCCAAUAGGAGUUAUUGAUAUGGAUAAAUCCUCCAUAAAUUACCGAUAAACAAAUUGCAUUGUUUGAAAAUUACCAUUUGUGGACUUUCAUGGAUGGCAGGAUUGUAUAAUUUUAUUUCGAUAAAUAUCUUAUCAUACAGUAAACGGAAAAACCCCAGAAGGAGAUAAUACGUUUAGCAUCAUAAGAUAAAUCAAACGCAUCUUUAACGCUCUCUUUUUUAAUACAUUUUUUGCACGAUUUAACUGCAAAUUUAACAAAACUUCUGCUGAGUUUCAUGUUUUAAGAAGAUUUUUUACAUCUUAUCACAAAGUCAUGUAUUAGAAUAAUUAGAACACAUCAUAAUUAAGUAAAAUAAUGAAACACUUUUAAUCAGACUUUUAUUUCUAUUAAUUAUUAAAAGUAUUUGUUUAUGUGGAGAUGGCGAUGAACAAACAAACAGCAAUAUUUUUAUUCCCUGACUCUCAGGAAGCCUCUGUACAUUCUUCACGGGUUAUUAUUAUUAUUAUUAUUGUUGUGUGUAUAGACACCUGCAUGUAUUUGUACUCAGAUGCUUCAGACUCUCUGCACUGUGCUGCUUUUCUGUCCACAUGACGCUGAAUCGGGUUCUUGAAGGUUUAAAAAAGAUCGGAAAUGGAGCCGGAGUUAAAUUCAGAGAACAAACUCAACAUUUCAGAGAUUAGUGGAACAUUUUUGGGACUAAUUUACGAGAAAAAAACAUAUUACUAGAAAGUUUUCCUUUAUCUUACAGUGGCUAAUUUACAUAAAAAUAUCACCAACAUUUCUGAGAAAAAAAAAAAUUGGAGAUUUUUUUUCUAAAUUACAAACAAAAUUAGAUGGAAAUUAUUUUUUUAAAUGUUUUAAAAAAAAACAUAAUUUUAUUUUUUAAAAACUACAAUUGAAACAAAGAGAAUUUCUCAGUUUUUUCACGUAAAUUUAAAACUUAAAUCUAAUUUUUUUUUUUUUAAAUAUCUUGCUUUUAUUGUGUUUUCUUUUCUGGUAAAUGCACAAAUUAAAUAAUCCAACGUUGUUUCUCUGAAUAUUUCCCCCUCUAGCUCCAUAUUUGUUCCUGUUUUUAACCUUUAAUUGACCUCACAGUCGGUCCUAUAUAUAUAUAUAUAUACAAAUGUAUAUAUAUAUAUAUAUUUCUCACGUGGCUGCAGACUGAAGGCGAGCGCUGCAGCUCUUCGAUGCACUAACUGUGUUUUUGAUAAAUAUGAUAUGCUUCUUUUUGAAUAUUAGAUUGUUUUUCAUAAGUACACUGGCCACGCACUAUUUUCCUACACUGAUGAAGACGAUGAUGAAGAUGAGUGCACACACACUGCUGAUGUUCCUCUGUUCUCAAUAACCUCACGAUGGUGACAGUUUGGUGUCUGUGAAGUGAUGCUUCUGCAUACAGUCCAUGUAAGGAUUAAAAAAAUGUGAUUUUUGA